Molecule: messenger RNA, 2347 nt
Organism: Castor canadensis (American beaver)
Lineage: Eukaryota; Metazoa; Chordata; Mammalia; Rodentia; Castoridae
Gene: Eri2
Product: ERI1 exoribonuclease family member 2
Molecular function (GO): nucleic acid binding; 3'-5'-RNA exonuclease activity; zinc ion binding
Source: RefSeq, a predicted model, not a curated record
GGAAGCUGGAUUUGGACCAACUAGUCGUGUCCGGAAUGGCGACCAAACGGUUGGCGCGGCAGCUUGGAUUGAUUAGGAGAAAGUCAGUUGCACCAGGGAAGGGGAAUUUAGGAAGAAGCAAAUCCAAACAAUUGUAUGACUACUUAAUUGUCAUUGAUUUUGAGUCUACAUGCUGGAAUGAUGGGAAGUGCCACAAUAGCCAGGAAAUAAUUGAAUUUCCAGCAGUAUUGCUGAACACAUCAACUGGAGAGAUUGAAUCUGAAUUUCAUGCUUAUGUUCAGCCUCAAGAAUACCCAAUUCUUUCUAAAUUUUGCAUGGAACUGACAGGUAUAAAGCAGGCUCAAGUUGAUGAAGGAGCCCCUCUGAAGAUUUGCUUAUCUCAGUUCUGUAAAUGGAUUCAUAAGAUUCAGCAACAGAAGAAAAUUAUUUUUGCUACUGGGGUUUCCGAUUCUUCUACUUCUGAAGUAAAAUUAUGUGCAUUUGUUACUUGGUCAGAUUGGGACUUGGGGGUUUGCCUGGAGUAUGAGUGUAAAAGAAAACAGCUGUUUAAACCUGUGUUUUUAAAUUAUUGGAUUGAUCUCAGAGCAACUUACAGGCUUUUCUAUAGAAGAAAACCCAAAGGACUAAGUGGUGCUUUGCAAGAAGUAGGAAUAGAAUUCUCUGGACGAGAACAUUCUGGGUUAGAUGAUUCUCGGAAUACCGCUCUUCUUGCUUGGAAAAUGAUCAGGGAUGGUUGCCUAAUGAGAAUUACAAGAACCAUCCACAAGGUUCCUACUAAGAAGAAUUCCAGCAUUUUGAACAGAAAUGUGGAUAUAAAUCAAGCUAAAGAAACAUCUGUCUGCAACAUUAGCAGUGUCCAGUGUCCUAGCAUAAAUGAAAGAGAGACUAAAAAUAGAAUAAAUACUCAUGAAAAAGGUCAGAUGAGCUCAGUUUGUGUGAAUUCUCCUAUAAAGGUACAGCAGGAUCAAUUUCAACUAAAGCAAAAUAUAAAAGCAGACCGUCACAAUGUCAAAAGUUGCUUAUCUCUGUAUAAUACCAGGUACUCUACUUCUCUAGGACAGUUUCAAUCUCCCACCAUGAAUUCACCUGUCUGUAUGCAGAAGCAAAGAGAUGAACAUCUUGCAUUUAAUGCCAAAUCUAAGUCUUCAACAUUGGGGUCCAAAUUGGCACUUGUUUCCACUACUAUUCCAUCUGUUAAUCAUGUUUCUGAUAUGGAAAUGAGUUCUUCCCUUAACUGUUUACCUAUGUUGACUGACUGGGAAGAUGUAGUUUUACUGCCAGCCUCUCAGCCUGAGCAAAAUGGUAUGCCUAUUAGUAAUGACACAAACUUAGACAUUUCAUUUAAUUCUGGAGAAAGAGCAAUGGUUUUAAAAGGAUCAGAAAACUUUGAAGACAUCAAGGAAACUCCUGAAAAAUUUGAGACCUCUAAGUCUAUUGUAUACAAGAGUCUUCAUACUACUAUUUAUAAUGUAAAAGAAGCCAAACAUUCAGGUUCAGAUGUUUCUGCCUUUCAAUCACCUGAACAAAAAUCAUGCACCUUCAGCAGUGUUAAUGUCAAUGCAUCUCAACUGUCAGUUUUGGGGAAACAUUCUCUUCUUUUAGGUGGUACUAAAAGGAAUUCAUCUAGUCCCCUGAUUUUCCCACCAGCAAAAAAACAGACCUUCACUAUUCAUGAAGAAAAGCCUGUGUCAUCUGAUUGCUUCUUAAUGAGAAGUUCUUCCUGCAAAGUUCACCCUUCUAUAUUAACAUCUACAAUUAAUCCACAAGACCCUUGGAAGAAUAGAAAGAUGACACCUCCCUUAUGCAAGUGUGGCCGAAGAUCUAAGAGACUAGUUGUUUCUAAUAAUGGACCAAACCAUGGAAAAGUCUUCUAUUGUUGCCCUAUUGGGAAAUACCAAGAAAACAGAAAAUGUUGUGGCUAUUUUAAAUGGGAACAAACACUUCAAAAAGAAAAAGUCAACAGCAUAGUUCUGUCUCAUUCCACAGAGGAACUCACUUUUAGUUCUCCAGAAACAAGCCAUAUUCGUGACAGAACUUUAAGUUUUUGUACUAAAAAUUCUUUGAAACUCAGACCUUCAAUGAGGAAUUGACUUAAACAUUUUUCUUUAUAUCUAAACUAUGUUUUUACUUUUAGUAUAACUUUUAUGUGACAUCAGGAAAGAUUAAAAAGUAUAGGGUUAUAAGUUAUGGAGAUGUAGCAUAUCCGACUUCUAUAGACUAUACUGAAACAGUUAUGUCACGUAUGUACAUACUGAGAGAAAGUAAAUUUCAUGACUGUUCACUUUCACCAGUUGUUUAACCUUGGUCUUCUGUCUGUUUAUGUAUGAAUACUAAUGGUUCCUUAAAU